Pangasianodon hypophthalmus (striped catfish) is the source of this 1054-nucleotide messenger RNA. Its product is annotated as nuclear pore complex protein Nup85-like. NCBI's taxonomy places the organism in Eukaryota, Metazoa, Chordata, Actinopteri, Siluriformes, Pangasiidae. Gene Ontology annotation, biological process: mRNA export from nucleus; positive regulation of DNA-templated transcription; protein import into nucleus. The transcript is spliced from 4 exons. Gene Ontology annotation, molecular function: structural constituent of nuclear pore. The coding region runs from base 178 to 678 and encodes 166 amino acids. Gene Ontology annotation, cellular component: nuclear pore outer ring. The record is from RefSeq and is a predicted model, not a curated record.
UAAAUAUAUCCUCAGGACUCUGUGGGAUUUUUACCUGCUGAGCCAAAAUCUGCACAAACAAAGGCGUCUUUGUGCUAGAAUUCAUUUCCACUGCUGUAUAUUUUAUUUCUGAUCGCAACAGAAACACUUUCUCAGAGAACACUGAUAUAUAAUGCUGCUCAACAGUAUAAUAAUUCAAUGCUCUUUUUAUUAGUAUUUAAUAUUUCUGAGCUGCUGCAUGUGCUGUGCAGGUUUCUGCAGGAUUACUGCACACGCGGCUCGUUCUCUGAUCUGGAUCUGAUCGAUAACCUCGGACCUGCCAUGCUCCUCAGCGACAGACUCACAUUCCUCGGGAAGUACCGUGAGUUCCACCGGCUGUACGGAGAGAAGAAGUUCACAGAUGCAGCGAAGCUCCUGCUCUCCCUCAUGACAGCAAAGAUCGCUCCUCACAGCUUCUGGAUGACUCUGCUCAUAGACGCCCUGCCCUUACUGGAGCAAAAAGAGGUGAUCUUUUCAGUGGAUCAGACCCAUGAACUCAUGUUCUGUCUGGAAGAGCUGACCUCUGACAACAGCAAGCUCCAACCAGAGCGUCUAGCACAGGAUGAUGAUGUCGAGUCCACAAAGCUGGAGCUGCUGCGAUUGGCUCUGGCGCGUAACCUGGCGAUGGCCAUCGUGAAGGAGGGAACAGUCGAGGCCUAAACACACACACACACUCUCACACUCUCCAGGUUCAUUAAUUCACACAAAGCCCUCACGUUAUCUCACUGCACUGUAUAUAAAACUAAAUGAAUGAAAUGUUUUGACAGUUUAAUUAAAAAAAAGCUUUUGUUACUGGUUUUGCAAAAACUGUCUCGUUUCUCCAGAUCCUUCACUGUGUGUAACAGAUAAUAUAUAUUUUGUCGUUAGACACAUUUAUUUUGAAUAACUUGAGAAAUGAGUUUUAUUGCUACAAAAUUCAUGGUAAAUACAUAAACUAAAAAUACAGCAAAAAUAAUAAUACUGUAUGAUGUAAAUUAUAUUGUAUUUAUAAAUUCAUUUCUUCAAAAUGUACCGUAUUUGAUACCAUCAAAAAAAC